Striga asiatica is the source of this 2109-nucleotide messenger RNA. NCBI's taxonomy places the organism in Eukaryota, Viridiplantae, Streptophyta, Magnoliopsida, Lamiales, Orobanchaceae. The record is from the annotation of a GenBank genome assembly.
AUGCGCAGGAACUCAACCCCAGCGAACCACUACACUUUCCCCUUCGUGCUCAAGGCGCUGGCGGACUUGAAGCUGACGAAAGAGGGAAAAUCGGUGCACGUGCAGGUAAUCAAAUUGGGUUUUCUGAACGAUGUUUAUGUUGGUAACUCGUUGCUGAAUCUGUACGUUGCCGGCGGGAAUAUGUGUUCGUGCGGGAAAGUGUUCGACGAAAUGCCCCUGAGAGAUGUAGUCUCGUGGACCGUCAUGAUCUCUGGUUUUAACGAAGCUGGUAAAUACGAUGACUCGUUAAUCACGUUCGAGAGGAUGAGAAGCCAUGGCGUGAUGCCCAAUCGAGUAACGGCCGUGAAUGCCUUAGCUGCCUGUGCUGGUCAUGGGGCUCUGAAUAUGGGCCUUUGGAUUCAUGAGUAUGUGAAAAGUAGCCGUUGGGAGAUGGAUUUAAUCUUAGGCACAGCAUUGAUCGACAUGUACGGAAAGUGCGGGCAGAUAGAAAGCGGGCUGCUCGUUUUUCACCAAAUGCCCGAAAAAAACGUGUGCACUUGGAACACGGUUAUUAAAGGGCUAGCUCUAUCCAAGAAUGGGAAAGAAGCUAUCAAGUAUUUUCUCAGAAUGGAGAAAGAAGGGGCCCGGCCCAAUGAGGUGACUCUGAUUGCAGUUCUUAGUGCGUGCGUGCAAUCGGGCCUCUUGCAUAUGGGCCAACUCGUUUUUUCUGCAUUGUCUAACGGGAAGUAUGGGUUUUCGCCUAACGUGAAGCAUUAUAGCUGCAUGAUCGAUCUUUUGGUGCGUUGCGGGUGUUUGGACGAGGCUGUUGGGUUGAUUAAAGAGAUGCCGUUUGAGCCGAGUGUGAGUAUUUGGGGUGCUUUGCUUUGUGGGUGUAGAGCUUUGGGGGAGUUUGAUUUGGGUGAAUUUGCGGCUUUGAAAAUGGUGGAGUUGGAGCCUGGGAAUUUCGGUUAUUAUGUUGUGUUAUGUGAUUUUUAUGCGGAAAAUGGAAAAUGGGAUGAUGUGAAGAGGGUUCGGAACCGCUCCACCUUCAUCUGCAACACCCUAAUCAGAGCCUUCUCUCACUCUACCGACCCCCAGAAAUCCCCCUUGAUAUACGCCCGCAUGCGCAGGAACUCAACCCCAGCGAACCACUACACUUUCCCCUUCGUGCUCAAGGCGCUGGCGGACUUGAAGCUGACGAAAGAGGGAAAAUCGGUGCACGUGCAGGUAAUCAAAUUGGGUUUUCUGAACGAUGUUUAUGUUGGUAACUCGUUGCUGAAUCUGUACGUUGCCGGCGGGAAUAUGUGUUCGUGCGGGAAAGUGUUCGACGAAAUGCCCCUGAGAGAUGUAGUCUCGUGGACCGUCAUGAUCUCUGGUUUUAACGAAGCUGGUAAAUACGAUGACUCGUUAAUCACGUUCGAGAGGAUGAGAAGCCAUGGCGUGAUGCCCAAUCGAGUAACGGCCGUGAAUGCCUUAGCUGCCUGUGCUGGUCAUGGGGCUCUGAAUAUGGGCCUUUGGAUUCAUGAGUAUGUGAAAAGUAGCCGUUGGGAGAUGGAUUUAAUCUUAGGCACAGCAUUGAUCGACAUGUACGGAAAGUGCGGGCAGAUAGAAAGCGGGCUGCUCGUUUUUCACCAAAUGCCCGAAAAAAACGUGUGCACUUGGAACACGGUUAUUAAAGGGCUAGCUCUAUCCAAGAAUGGGAAAGAAGCUAUCAAGUAUUUUCUCAGAAUGGAGAAAGAAGGGGCCCGGCCCAAUGAGGUGACUCUGAUUGCAGUUCUUAGUGCGUGCGUGCAAUCGGGCCUCUUGCAUAUGGGCCAACUCGUUUUUUCUGCAUUGUCUAACGGGAAGUAUGGGUUUUCGCCUAACGUGAAGCAUUAUAGCUGCAUGAUCGAUCUUUUGGUGCGUUGCGGGUGUUUGGACGAGGCUGUUGGGUUGAUUAAAGAGAUGCCGUUUGAGCCGAGUGUGAGUAUUUGGGGUGCUUUGCUUUGUGGGUGUAGAGCUUUGGGGGAGUUUGAUUUGGGUGAAUUUGCGGCUUUGAAAAUGGUGGAGUUGGAGCCUGGGAAUUUCGGUUAUUAUGUUGUGUUAUGUGAUUUUUAUGCGGAAAAUGGAAAAUGGGAUGAUGUGAAGAGG